AAGAUAUGUGUCCUCAGAGCAGUAAAGAGCCAUGAAGUUUAAAGUCCUGUUGUAUUUCUUUGUCCUGAGCCAAGUGAAACAUGUAUUUCCCACAGAGAUAUCUGUGCGUCUGGGCUCCUCUGUUGUCCUUCCCUGUUCGUUCCAUCUCCCAGACACAGAUGAAUUCCUCAAUGCCACCUGGUCCUUUAAUGGAUCCAUCAUUGCAUCCAACAAUCAAACAGGAAGUGUACAUUACUUGACCAAGUCAGCCACUGGAUCCAAUGUAUUUUUUCCCCUGACGUUGUAUAAUGCUACUCCGCACAGUCAGGGAGUAUAUGAGUGCCAUGUACAGAGCAAUCUAACCAAUUACUUCAGCAAUGUCACACUGAUCAUUUUGGUUUCACCGUCCAUUUUUGUGCCUUCCCCAGAGGUAGUGUUGGGGCAAGAGAGUGCAGUAGAUUGUUGGGCGAAAGGCUUCAGCCCUUCUUACAUCACGUUCUCCUGGACACGAGCAGACAAAGAGAUCAGAGCUCCUAAAAAAUCCAAAACAAACCGCACGAAGGAUGGUCUAUAUGAAAGUUUUAGCCAGCUGGUAUUCAUUCCUGAACUUGCUGAUCGAAAUGUUACAUAUACCUGUGCGGUAAACCAUGAAACUCUCGAGAAACCACUUGUGAGAGAGUUUAGAAUAAAUCUCACAAUUCUCCCCAAAGUCACAGUGUCUGUCGUGCCGUCCACCUCACGCUCAUCCCCACUCACUUUAGCAUGUGAAAUCAAUGGAUUCUACCCACAGAAUGUGUCUGUGCUGUGGAAAAGAAACGGCACUGUCCUGCCUGAGACCCAUCAGAUUCAACAGAACAAUGAUGGAACAUAUAGAAUGCGUCACUUUCACACCCUCAGCGUAGAGGAGAGAGAGCGAGCUGGACAAGUGCAGUGUGUGGCUCAACAAUCUCAUGUAUCCAAUCUAGCUUUGAGCUCCAUUGACCUAUCAGCUGCAGAUUCGUUGGUGCAGAAGCUAGUCCUGACUAAAUCUGCAAAAGCAUCAGUGGCGAUGAUGAUCAUUUCCCUGGUUCUCAUCCUUCUGCUUUGUUUUGGCUUUUCUUGGAAGAGAAGAGAUGAGAAGCAAAAAAGUUUAAGUGUGUCUUGCAUCAUUCUGCCCCCAAGAGUGGUUGUGGGACAGAAAGGCCGGGUCACCAUCAGCAUAGAAGGCAGAAGAGCAGAUCAAGUCCAAACUGCCUGGUUUCUCAACAAUGUUCUUUUAGUAGAUACAUCUUACACAGAAAGCAACAUCUCAAGAAGUCACACUCCAAGGGCAUCUCGUGUAUCAAUUUUGUCAGAAAAAAACGCUUUGCUGCCAUCUACUGCUCUAGGUUAUUACAAACUGCACACGAGGAAGCCCCUGCAGUCAGCUGGCCCAAACAAACAGCUCCUUUCCUCUUUCACCUUCAUCCCUAACCUGUCUGUUCAUAAAGGGUCAGUCUUCAAAUGCCAGAUUUCCUAUAAAGGGAAAGACAAGAUAGUGAUGGAGAGAGUGUCAGAGAAAUUUACUAUCCUGUCACCACCUGAGGUCUCAGAAAUCCAACUUUCGGAGCCAAAUGAAGAGACAGGUAUAGUCACAAUGUUGGUCGAGGCCUCCCACUUCCACCCAGACGUCAUCACCUUCCGCUGGUUCUGUGAGGGGGGGGAGCUGUGUCCCGUGGCUGUCCCAGCAGCCCUUGCAGCACCACGUCCCGAUGCCCAAGGCUUCUUUUCAGCCCGGAGCCAGUGCAGGUUACCUAAGGCCGAGCUGGAGAGAGGAGAAACUGCGGUGUGGGUGACCAUCCAUCACAUGUCUCUUAAACAGCCUAUCAAAAGAAAGACCAGAGGGUUCAUAAAGAAGCCCACCGUAUCAGAAAUCAGCUGCACUCGUUUCCCAUCAAGUCCACAACCGGGACUUCUAACACUGUCCUGUAGCAUUACAAGCUUCUACCCUCCUGACAUUGCAGUUAACUGGCUUAAGCGAUGCAAUGACAGGGAGAUGGAAGUUAAGAAAGAGGAAGGGCUGGGGGAAAUACGGGGGCCGAUCCAGAUGCAGUCAAGAAUGUUUAGAGCAGUGGCGGUGUUAAAGGAAGUGGAGAACGGGCUGAAGAACAUAGAUAAGGAUGAAGAGAUUGUGUGCAGAGUUGAGCAUUGCUCCCUCCUUGCACCAAUAGAGCGAGUCUGGACAAACUCUCGCAUUGUGGCUCCCUCCAUCCCUGAGUCCAUUGCUGUUAACUGGAAUACUGAUGGUGUAGGGGUGUUUUCCUUGUGUCUGUCUGAUGGUGUUCCAAAUCCCAAACUCAUUUGGGCUGCAGGAGGCUCCACUCUCACCCCGCUUAUCUCCAGAGAGACAGAAAAAGUGACAGACAUAGGGGGAAGAGAGAUACAUAGUGUCUGUGCUUUGGUGAAAUCUGCAGUACUACAAGAACGCAAAGCCAACUUUUAUCUCCAAAAUGGUCAACCAUGCUUAUUGCAAAGUGAAGAGGAAAAUGGGAUUACAAACAGUGAAAGAGGACGAGAGAAGCAAACAGAAGGGGCUGCAGUAAAACCAGACUUCAUAGAGGAGAGCACACGGGAACAAAAUGAACUUGAGUCAUUGUAUAUAAAUCCAGUGCACAUGGGGAAGGAAGGAAGACGGGCUGAAGGAGAAUGUUUGAGAGUCACAGUGGAGAUUACUCAUCCUGCAUUUCACUUUCCUGUUUACUGCACCUGGACAGAGCCUGAAGAUGGAGCACAAUCCUAAUAGAGUAAUAAAGUAAAAUGCUCUUUAAAAAUUUGCUUUUUUCACUCAUAAGUUUUACUCAUAUAUUAUUAUUAUUUAUAAGUUAAUACUUAUAAUACUAUGCAUUUCUGUUUUAGUACUAAUAAAUUAAAAAUUUAUAUUUAAAAAAUUGUUUAUUUUUUGUGUUUAUAAAUUAUAAUGCUCUGU
Messenger RNA from Clarias gariepinus (North African catfish), 2923 nucleotides. RefSeq lists its product as uncharacterized. Lineage: Eukaryota; Metazoa; Chordata; Actinopteri; Siluriformes; Clariidae. The record is from RefSeq and is a predicted model, not a curated record. The transcript is spliced from 13 exons. Bases 32 to 2737 code for a protein of 901 amino acids.